CAUCCUGGUUGUACAGGCGCAACAGGCUACACCCCCCUAUCUCGCGCUCUCCGAACCCCUCGCCGAAACCCUUCCGCCGCCCGCCGCCCGCCGCCAACGCUCGCCGCUCUUCCGCUGCUAACCGUUGCCUCCGGGCUCCGGCCGCGGACCCGGCACUGUCCUGAAGCCGUGGCCUACGGGGGAUUCACUUCCAUCCGACGCCAUCUGGCCUCCUCUUCCAUCUCGCGGGCGCUUGUUCGUGCGCGUGGAUUGUUUCGUCCGGGUCUCGUGCCCCUGCAGGAGCCCCUGCGACCGCCAUGUUUCCUCCCAAAGGGCCCAAUCACUACGGCCAGCAGCCGCCUUAUGGCGGGCAGCAGCCGUACGGCCAAAUCCCUAGUAGCACUGGAUUUGCAGCCCCGACAGCGGCAGGUGGCACUGAUGGUGGUCGGUUUGGUGCGCGUGCAGGACAAGGGGCUGCUGCACAGUAUGGAGGGCCUUAUGCGUCAGUGUAUGGCACGCAACAGGUUGGUGGACUUGGUGGCAAAGGUCCAGCUUCUUCAAGUCUUCCUAGCUUGCCAACUCGUCCAACUUCGCUCACCGAGUCAUCCAAGUUCUCAUCUGCACCUGUGGGGUCUGGCUUGGCAAGACCAAAUGAUGAUUAUAUGGCUGUGCGUGGUUAUGCACAGAAGCUAGACCAAUAUGGCACUGAUUAUCCACUAGAGAGAAGGAUGUAUGGUGAACACUCGGCCAAUCUUGGUAGGAGAGACGGCCUCAGUGAUUUGGAUAGGAGAUACACCGAUCAGAUAGCUUCUGGUCAUCAGGUUCAUGAUCAUAUGGAGCAGGGUUCAUCGAUGCGCCACCAGCAGCUCCUGAAAGGUCAGCUGCAGCCUGGAUCUGAUACGAGACAAGCCGAUUACUUUGCAGGAAGGUCUGCUCCAGUCCAUCAAGCAUCCCAGGAAAUUGGUGUAUAUGGAAGAGUUGAAGCUGAUAAUCGCAACAUGUCCAUUCUUGGGACUGCUCCGUAUGGAAGACAGCAAGCAGCCUCAUUGUUGGAAGGAGCUCCAAGGACAAACAUUGACAGCCUUUAUGGACAAGGGUCAUCAAGCACUGGUUAUGGUGCAGGUCUUCCUCCUGGACGUGAUUAUGCCUCAGGGAAAGGCCUCCUCCAUCCAUCUUCAGAUCCUGAUUACCGAGAUAGCAUCUUACCCCGUGUACAUCCAGGCGUCUCAAUGGUUGAUGACCGUAGAGUUGAUCGGAUUGGUUAUCGUCGUGAACUGGAUCUAAGAGAUGAAGAGCGUAGAAGGGACCUAAUGCUGGAACGAGAAAAGGAGCUUGAAUGGGAACGUGAACGCGAACGGGAGCGCGAGUUACGGGACUUUCGAGACCGUGAAAGAGAAAGAGAACGUGAAAGGGAUCAUGAAAGACUACUAAGAGAACGCGAAAGAGAAAGGGAACGCGAACGUGAAAGAGAGCGUGAAAGAGAACGCCUUCGUGAGCGCCGGGAGAAGGAGAGAGAGCGGGAUAGGAAGCACGGAGCUGAUCCAAGGCGGGAGCUGACUUCACCUAGAGGCCCUGGUGAUCGACGGCGCUCUUCUUCUGUUAGAUCUGAGAAGCCUGUGCGGCGAAUUUCCCCUCGACGUGAUGCUGUGCAUAGGCAUCGUUCACCUGUUAAAGAAAUAAAGAGAGAAUAUAUUUGCAAGGUUUUGCCAUUUCGCUUCGUGGAUGAUGAGAGGGAUUAUCUGUCCGUGACAAAACGGUAUCCCAGACUCGCAAUUACUCCAGAAUUUUCCAAGAUUGUCUUGAACUGGGCUAAAGAAAACUUAAAUCUUCCUCUGCAUACACCAGUGAGUUUGGAGCAUGAUGUCCUUGAUUCAGAUGAUGGUGCUGAUGAAGGAGCAAUUGUCGCUACUGAGAAAACAUCUCCAGCCACCAUUUGGAAUGCAAAGGUACUAUUGAUGAGUGGCAUGAGCAAAGGUGCCUUUGCUGACAUAACUUCAUUGAGAAGUACCGAGGAACGAGUUGCGCACUUGAACAAUAUCUUAAAAUUUGCUGUAUUAAAAAAGGAUCGUUCUCUUUUUGCAAUCGGAGGCCCUUGGAAUGCAGCAAUAGAUGGUGGUGACCCAUCAGUUGACUGUUCUUGCUUGAUUCGAACUGCCAUCAGAUGCGUUAAGGAAAUGGUUCAGGUUGAUCUAUCUAGUUGCAUCCACUGGAACCGUUUUGUCGAGGUACAUUACAAUCGAAUAGGCAAAGAUGGACUCUUCAGUCACAAAGAAAUUACUGUUCUGUUUGUGCCAAACUUGUCAGAUUGCCUGCCUUCAGUGGAUGUAUGGAAGAAUAACUGGAUUCUGUACAAAAAAUCAAAGGCAGAAAGGGAUCAGCUCACUGUUAUAAAGGAAAAGAGCCCUGGUGAUUCAAAAGAGCAGAUGCAAGGGGAGCUGAACAAGGGUAAAAAUUUAGAUGCUGAUCAAUUAAAAGAGGGUGAUCUUGGCUGCAGUGAUAUGAAAAAUGAGAAAGGUGAUGCUGAUAUGAAACAACAAGAUGAUGAUGUAGAGGGCAAGGUUAAAGGUGAGGAACCUGUUCAGAAGAUGGGUGGGGAUGUUGAAGGAAAAACUACGGGCGACUCCUCUAUUGACCAUGUAGCUGGGGAUAAAAAGCCCACAAAAAAGAAAAUAAUAAAAAAGGUUGUGAAAGUUGUUCGGAAAAAAACAACUGGACCUUCAGCUGAUAAAUCUUCUGAGGACAAGAAUGCUGUAGCAGAAUCUGCAAACAAAACUGCAGAAGGGGGUCAGAGUCAACAAAAGAAUGAGGAUGGUGGAAAAGAACAAGAGGGAGCUGGCAUAAGUCAACAGCCUGAAGCAAAGAAAACUGGAAAAAAGAAAAUAAUUCGAAGGAUUGUUAAAAGGAAAGUUUCUGGUUCAGGUUCUCAGUUGACUGCCCCUGCUACACCUGCUGAAACUAGUAAGCAAGAAACUGUUCAGCCAGAUAAAAAUGUUGAGAGCUCAACCGAUGUUGGAAGUCCUCAGACUAAGCUGCAAGAAGGGUCAAAAAUUCCAUCUGGAGAAGAUAUCUCAAAUCAGAAGAAAGAAGAGAAGCCAGAGGAAAACGAACACCCAUUGAAUGAUCGCAGUUCAAAUGAGGAUAAGGGCAAUCACAAGGAAGCUAUGGAACAAAAAGAUACAAAAAAGGAUGGAAAGAAGGAUAAAACAAAGGACGAUAAAGAGAAGAAGAAUAGAGACCUCAAGAUGGAUCCAAAGCAAAAGCCACUCAAUGACACAAAAGAAAAGAAGAGGUCUGAUGAACCUCCAAAAUAUCCAGGAUUCAUUCUUCAGGCAAAAAGGAAUAAAGAAUCUAAACUCCGUUCAACAUCCCUUUCGUUGGAUGGCCUCCUAGACUAUACUGCCAAGGAUAUAGAGGAGUCAGUAUUUGAGCUUUCUUUGUUUGCUGAGUCAUUUGGUGAAAUGCUUCAACACAGAAUGGGUUGUGUUAUCCUGUCUUUUCUUGAGAAACUGUAUAGACGUUAUGUUGUGAAGAGGAAUCAACGUAAACGCCAAAGAGAGGAAGAUCUAAAGAAAGAGGAGAAUAAUUCCUCCGAGAAGCGAUCAAAGACUAAUGAGACUAUAACUGGAAGUGUUGAUAAUCCAGGAGGCAGUGUUAAAAUGACAAAAGAGGGUGAAGAAAAGAUGAGCACAGAUCAAUCAGCAAAUGUCCAUGCUGAACUGUCAAAAGAGGGUCAGAUAAAACUUGGCACCGAUCAUCCAAUUGCUAACCAUGGUGAACCAGCAAAAGAGGGCAAUGAAAAUAUGAGCACUGAUCAUUCAGAAGCUGUUCUUGAUAAACCUGCAGCUGAUGCAAAUAUGGAGGAGGAAGAUCCUGAAUACGAGGAAGAUCCUGAAGAAAUAGAAAUAUAUGAAGAUGAUGAGGACAUGGAUGAUGCUCAUGCUGAAGAACAGAUUGCAGAGCAGAUUGAGGACACAAAAGACCGAGUGGUUAAGCCAGAAGAAGUAGUGACAGCAGAUGGUGGAAAUAACAAAAGUACAACACAGCCUGAAGUAGAAAAUAUUACUAACAUCCAUGAAAGAGCUGCUUCAAUAGAGGAAAAACAGUCCGUGGCAGAGAAAGGAGAUUCAGUGGAAGGUGGAGAAAAGGUAGCCAGUAAGGAGGUUAAGCCAACAAAAGAUGAGGUGGUCGACAAGGACCUAUUGCAGGCCUUUAGGUACUUUGACAUAAAUAGAGCAGGAUAUCUCAAGGUGGAUGAUUUAAAAUGUAUUCUUCACAACUUGGGGAAGUUUUUAUCAAGCAGGGACGUGAAGGACUUGGUUCAAAUUGCUCUUGUUGAGAGCAAUUCUGCAAGGGACAAUCGCAUAAUCUAUCCAAAGCUUGUGAAGAUAGUUGACCUGUAAUUUGGCACUGGUUGGCCCGUGUCAGCUCCUUGAAGUUAACUAUGCUAUGACCGCUGAGAAGUCAGUUAUGAUAAACUAUUUUCUUUACUUAUAACUGGGUUCAAUACCAUUUUUCUGGUCACCUGUUUGUACCAUUAUGUUAUAAGGAGCUGCAUGUCGAUUCUUGUUUUUUUUACUGGGAUUAUCAAGUAAUGAACUCAGUCGCUGAGGCUUACUGUAAGCAUCAAGGAUUAUCACAUUUCAUAAAUGAAGGCACCCGAAAAAGAAAAAAAACUUACUUUGUAUUAA
Sorghum bicolor (sorghum) is the source of this 4667-nucleotide messenger RNA. Its product is annotated as cell division cycle and apoptosis regulator protein 1. Gene Ontology annotation, molecular function: calcium ion binding. NCBI's taxonomy places the organism in Eukaryota, Viridiplantae, Streptophyta, Magnoliopsida, Poales, Poaceae. The record is from RefSeq and is a predicted model, not a curated record. The coding region runs from base 297 to 4379 and encodes 1360 amino acids. The transcript is spliced from 23 exons. Gene Ontology annotation, biological process: regulation of DNA-templated transcription. Gene Ontology annotation, cellular component: nucleus.